GGCCGCCAUCUUCCCGUCCCGGGCAGCCAGCGCCAGUCGGAGCCAGCGCGAGCCGCCGCCGCUGCCGCUGCCAUCACUGUCGCUGCCAAGUCCUCCGCCCGCUUCCCCCGCCAUGUCGGCUACCGCUGCCACCGCCCCCCCUGCCGCUCCGGCUGGGGAGGGAGGCCCCCCUGCACCCCCUCCGAACCUCACCAGUAACAGGAGGCUGCAGCAGACCCAGGCCCAAGUGGAUGAGGUGGUGGAUAUCAUGAGGGUGAACGUGGACAAGGUCCUGGAACGGGACCAGAAGCUGUCGGAGCUGGAUGACCGUGCGGAUGCACUCCAGGCGGGGGCCUCCCAGUUUGAAACAAGUGCAGCCAAGCUCAAGCGCAAAUACUGGUGGAAAAACCUCAAGAUGAUGAUCAUCUUGGGAGUGAUUUGCGCCAUCAUCCUCAUCAUCAUCAUCGUUUACUUCAGCUCUUAAAUCCCUGAGGAGCCUGCCCUGCCCAGAGAAGGGCCUCUCCCCAUCCCCAGCCGCUCCUCCACCUCUCAGCCAUAUCUUCCAGCCCCCCUCCCGUGGAUCCGUGUGUGUGUGUCCCUGUGUGUGUGCACCCCCCUGUAAAUAGCCAGCUGUUAUUUAUACAUAUAUAAUAUUAUAUAUAUUUGGUCUGUUUGUAGUUUUAUUACUAGAAGAUUUUUCCGGUUGUCCUUAACACCCCUUCCUGAGGUUCCCAUCACUUCCUUUCUCUUUUCCUCCUCCCCUUUCCCUCUUUCCCUGACCAGUCCCAAGUUCCUUCUUUUGCAUCUGCUAUGCAAUAGUCCCUCUUCCUCUCCUUCCUUGGAUAUAACUGAUCCUUCCUCUCACCCUGUUCUUCCCCAUGCCUCCAUCCCACCCCCCUACAAAAAACAAAAAGCAACUGUCCAGGCUUCCCUAGGUGCAUCUCUGCAUCACUGGGAGGCACUGAGACUCAACCCACUUGGUCCUAAGAAUCCCAAGUUCUUCUGGGAGCUUCCAGCAUGUUAAUUAGCAUUCAUUUGCAUUUUGACAUCUCUUGGUUUCUUUCUUUUUUAUUCUAUCACUCUUCAUUUUUGGACUCAUGUUUCUUGUUUUCUUAAGAGUUACUAUCCAUUGGUCCUUGUAUCAUACUUUCAUUUGCAUGACAUUACUUGCAGAUGGUGGGGAGCCUGGGCUUUUGGGGAGUCAGGUUGUUCUGGCCCCCAGAAUCUCCCCAUCUUACCCUCUUUAGUCCAGUUUGCCUCCCCUACCCCCAUUUUCCAAACCUCUUGUCCUCUCCUCUCCCACCCCCCCCACCCCAGCUGGUGUGUAAGUGUCUUGGAGUUCAGUGUGUUAUGAUGGACCAAUAAUUCUGCCACUUGGAGUCUCUCCCCACAUUCCAGCUCCCCAUUUUUCAUGUGGGGCAUUCAACUGACAUUCCCAUGGGGUCUCCCUCCCUCCCAUCUGCCUGAUCUGCCUCCUCCUCCUCCCACUAGGAGAGUUGGGGGUUGGCCACAAUCUGAUCUCUUGGGAGAGGUGGCUACCAGUGUGUGGGGGGUCAUCACUGCCUUGGGGAGGAAUGGGGCAGGGCAGAGAAUCCCCCCAAUUCCUGCCUGAAAUCUCCUCUGGCCCCACCCCUGCUGGGAAUUGAACUGAAAAAUCCUCCUCCCCAAUUUGGGGGGUGUUGCCCCCAUCACUGCCCAGCUCCUCUGACUACCCCCCUGAAUUCAGGGUGGGGGUACUAGUCACUGCCAAUGUGUGUAUGGGACUUGCUGGAAGGUGGGGAUUCUUGACCCUCUCCAGGGCAGCUAAGCUGUCUCCUUAGGUGAAGUGAUAGAGGAAGGGUAUGUCUUUUUCGAUGGCACAAUUUUAGGGGUCUGAGGGUGCAGUCCCUUAACCUGCCACUGGAGGGGAUCCCCCAAAUUUCUUCCCCCCACACUCAAGGUUUCUGUGUGGAGGGGGAGCAGGGAGAUCUAAGAUGUAGUGUGAACGGGUAGGGAGAGAUGCUGGGGGUGGGGGUGCUGUGUUCUAGACCCCCCAUUUUAUCCCAGUGUCCCCUGCCCCCCUUCCCUCACCCCAUGCCCCCAAUUCUGUGGCGCAUCCAGAUUGUGAAAAUGUACAAUAAAUGUGUAAUGAGUAAUAAAA
Molecule: messenger RNA, 2119 nt
Organism: Condylura cristata (star-nosed mole)
Lineage: Eukaryota; Metazoa; Chordata; Mammalia; Eulipotyphla; Talpidae
Gene: VAMP2
Product: vesicle-associated membrane protein 2 (synaptobrevin 2)
Exons: 5
Coding region: 113-463 (116 amino acids)
Biological process (GO): vesicle-mediated transport; SNARE complex assembly; vesicle fusion
Cellular component (GO): SNARE complex; plasma membrane
Molecular function (GO): syntaxin-1 binding; SNAP receptor activity
Source: RefSeq, a predicted model, not a curated record